Molecule: messenger RNA, 1102 nt
Organism: Dicentrarchus labrax (European seabass)
Lineage: Eukaryota; Metazoa; Chordata; Actinopteri; Moronidae
Exons: 5
Coding region: 60-749 (229 amino acids)
Molecular function (GO): protein binding
Source: RefSeq, a predicted model, not a curated record
GUCAAUAAGAGAGACCCUCCAGAGAUGCACGGGGCACUAUCACAAGACCUGCUCACCUGAUGCCAAACAGCACGGUUAGAAGUAAAGGAAUCAUGCCUGUGCCCAAGAAAGCAGGAAGGAAAAACAGCAGCGCUGCAGAAGAAAAGCUGCCGCCAUAUGAGCCCAAUGUCCCUGAACCAACCACCAGGGCUGACUUCAUGAAAUACUGGGUCCCCCUCUCUCUGGAUGAUAAAACUGCACAGAAACUGUUGUGGAUUUCAGAGGGUGGGACCAAGGUGGCCCGUACAUCAGACGCAGUCUGCCCAUAUCCCAACAGACCUGAGAGAUAUGAACACUCUCCACAGGUGCUGUGUAAGGAGAGUAUGCUGGGCCGCCGAGGCUACUGGGAGGUGGACUACGAUGGCUGGGUGGUGAUCGGGUUGGUCUGCGAGACCGCACCCCGCAAGGUCCAGGACGGGGCUUGUGGCAUCGGUGAGAACAGCACCUCCUGGGGCGCCGGCUGGUCUGGUUCCUGCUACCAAGUCUGGAACAACGGCGAGAACGUGGACGUCCAGCUCCCCCUGGUGAGCACCAUAGGCAUCUACAUCGACCAGCCCGCCAACAUCAUCAAGUUCCUCUUGGUGGAGGGAGACGCCGAGAAGGAGGUGCGCCUGAUUCACAAGUUCAAUGCCAAAAUCCAGGAGAAGGUUUACCCCGCGUUCUGGGUUGGCACAAAUUCGUUCUGCCAUAUUCGGAAAGGGGAUCAGUGACACGUAGAGGGUCAAGUAGUGUAAAUUUAAGAAGGCAUCAGGAGGGAGAUGGAAAGGUAGUGAUGUUUGGGGAACAAGAGCAGGAGCUGUAAAGCAGAACUGAAGAGCAUUAUGACGUAUUUGUAGAUUGUGUUUGCAUGAAGAAAGCUUAUUCAUAUAUUAUAUCCAAAGAUGCCCAAUUAUUUUAUUUACUGUUGUGUAUCUAUUCAUAUAUUUUAUGUAACUUUUAGGCAAUGUCCUGUAUGUUCUACGUAACAUUGCAUGUACUAGAGUGCUUGCUUAACUUAAAGGUGUGUAUGUUUUUUAUGUGCUGAAUGUAGUCAAUAAAUUCAAUUAUUGUGUAUGAACACUGA